CGCGCGAGGCCGGUGCGUGGGGGCUCCGCGGGCGGGGACGGUCCCUGCGUGGGCAGGGCCAGGGGAAGGCGACGCCCGCCAUGAGCUCGUCGGCGCUGCUGGCUGAGGGCCCCCUCGACCCCCCGGUGCUGCUGGCCGACAUCAAGACGGAGCCCCCCGAGGAGCUGCUGGCCAGCGACUGCAGCCAGCCCCAGGCCGAGCCCGUCGAUCUCUCCCUCAAUAAAUCCAAGGUGGCUCCGGCCUCGGCCCCGCCGCCACCGCCUCCCACCUCGGUCCAGUCUUCCCCCAUGCUGGUGGCUCCCCCGCUUCCCGCUCCCAGCACCGUGUCCAUCCCGCCCUCCGGUCUCAGCUCCACCUCGGCCAUCCCGGCUGUCCUCUCACCCGGCUCCAUCCUGGCCUCCACGCAGGGCAGCGGCGGGCAGCAGAUCCUCCACGUCAUCCACACCAUCCCCUCCGUCAACCUGCCCAGCAAGAUGGGCAACCUGCAGACCAUCCCCGUGGUGGUGCAGUCCCUCCCCGUCGUCUACACCACGGUGCCCACGGACGGCGUCACCGCCAUUACCGUGCCCCUCAUCGGGGGGGACGGCAAGAACGCUGGGUCUGCUUUCCUUUCCCGGACCCCUCCAGUGAAAAUGGACCCUGGCUCCGUGUACCCCAUGGACAUGAACAGCGACAGCGAGGACAGCGCCUCUGAGAGCGGCCCAGCACCUUUCCAGGACCUGCAGAGAGACUCUCCCUGCUCCCGCAGGCCGGCCGUGCGGGGCCCCAGAGCCGAUUCCCCGGACCUGAAGAAGCGGCGCAUCCACCAGUGCGACUUCGAGGGCUGCAAUAAGGUCUACACCAAAAGCUCCCACCUCAAAGCCCACCGGAGGAUACACACAGGCGAGAAGCCCUACAAAUGCACGUGGGAAGGCUGCACCUGGAAGUUCGCCCGCUCGGACGAGCUGACCCGGCACUUCCGCAAGCACACGGGCAUCAAACCCUUCCGCUGCUCGGACUGCGACCGCAGCUUCUCCCGCUCCGACCACCUGGCCCUGCACCGCCGGCGGCACGUCAUGAUGUGAGCAUCGUGAGCGGCGCCCGCCGCGCCGGGAGCCGGCGGCGCCUCCCUCCCUCCACCCAUCCACACCCCGCGGCUCCUGCGGGGCGGGGCGGGACUGCGGGAGCGCCGGGGCCGAGCCGUGCUCGCUGCAGGAGCUCCGCCGGCACGGCACGGGACAGCAAACAAUGGAUUCUGGACUGCUGCCCCCUUCUUGUUCCUAGCUGGUUUUAUUCCUGGGUUUGUCCUCGCCUGGAGGCUCCUUGACUCAUCACCUGGAAUUCACCCAGCAGCUGCCUCAGGCUCUUCAGCCUCCUGCCCGUUGUUGUCCCCAGUGUGCUCCCUGUCCCCUGCCCCUCCCAGUGCCCGGGAACCGUGGCAAGGACGGGGCAGCUGAGGGGCGAUGGAGGAGCUGAUGGCCAUUCCUGCUCUAUCCCCAGACUGUCCCAGCAGGAGAAGGGACAUCACCUCUCUGUGUGUCCCUCAGCACAUGCUGGGCUUCAUGGGAAGUGCUGGGUGCACGGAGAGCCAGGAGGAAAAGAGGAAUCAAGAAGGGGGAAAACACAACCCAACAGUGACCCACAAACACCAUCAGCACCACACAAAGGGAAAACUUUGUGCAACAUGGAACUUUUAUUUUAUGGAAUUCUACAAGGGGGUGGGACAGGGUGGGGGGGAUGAGGGCCAGCAGCUCUCGGGUUUUUUGAAAGACUCUGGGCCACUUGAAAUGUUUCUAAGUUAAACCAGCGGCUGUGGCCACACGCUUUGCUUUUUAA
This is a messenger RNA of Lonchura striata (white-rumped munia), 1815 nucleotides long. NCBI's taxonomy places the organism in Eukaryota, Metazoa, Chordata, Aves, Passeriformes, Estrildidae. The record is from RefSeq and is a predicted model, not a curated record.